Dentiscutata erythropus is the source of this 219-nucleotide messenger RNA. The record is from the annotation of a GenBank genome assembly. NCBI's taxonomy places the organism in Eukaryota, Fungi, Glomeromycota, Glomeromycetes, Diversisporales, Gigasporaceae.
AUGGACCUAUAUUCUGGUCAAGUAAAAGCCAAAGAUAUAGGUAAUAUUUCAAGCGGCCAGAAAUCUGAUUCUCGACCUUAUGCCCUCAUAGGAUGUGCUCUGAGAGGGUGGGACUUGUAUGGUCUCUGUCUGGAUGCAUUCCGUGGAGAGGUGAGGUCUGCAUACCCAGUGGGUGCUGAGUUAGGUGUAAAGGUCUACAGAUGCCCAGAGAAAGUGUCU